Grammomys surdaster is the source of this 1648-nucleotide messenger RNA. RefSeq names its product SRP receptor subunit beta (gene Srprb). The transcript is spliced from 7 exons. Bases 50 to 859 code for a protein of 269 amino acids. NCBI's taxonomy places the organism in Eukaryota, Metazoa, Chordata, Mammalia, Rodentia, Muridae. The record is from RefSeq and is a predicted model, not a curated record. Gene Ontology annotation, cellular component: signal recognition particle receptor complex. Gene Ontology annotation, biological process: protein targeting to ER.
CCUAGGGCCACGUAUCUUUGGCGGCCGGGCAAGACCACGCACCUCUUUCAUGGCUUCCGCGAACACCCGGCGUGUUGGGGAUGGCGCCGGGGGCGCCUUCCAACCUUAUCUCGACUCUUUACGACAGGAGUUGCAGCAGAGGGAUCCGACGCUGCUGUCCGUGGCGGUGGCGCUAUUGGCGGUGCUGCUGACGCUGGUGUUCUGGAAGUUCAUCUGGAGCCGAAAGAGCAGUCAGAGAGCUGUUCUCUUCGUUGGUCUCUGUGACUCUGGGAAAACAUUGCUGUUUGUCAGGUUGCUAACUGGCCAGUACAGAGACACACAGACUUCUAUUACAGAUAGUUCUGCUAUAUACAAAGUCAACAAUAACAGGGGUAACAGCCUGACUUUGAUUGACCUCCCCGGGCACGAGAGCUUGAGGCUUCAGUUCUUAGAUCGCUUUAAGUCUUCAGCCAGGGCUGUGGUGUUUGUGGUAGACAGUGCAACAUUCCAGCGGGAGGUGAAAGAUGUGGCCGAGUUUCUGUACCAGGUCCUCAUCGACAGCAUGGCUCUGAAGAACGCACCGUCCUUCUUAGUAGCCUGCAAUAAGCAAGAUAUCGCAAUGGCAAAAUCAGCAAAGUUAAUUCAGCAGCAGCUUGAAAAGGAACUCAACACCUUACGAGUCACCCGGUCUGCUGCUCCCAGCACACUGGACAGUUCCAGUACUGCACCUGCUCAGUUGGGAAAGAAAGGCAAAGAAUUUGAAUUCUCCCAGUUGCCCCUCAAAGUGGAGUUCCUGGAGUGUAGUGCCAAGGGUGGACGAGGGGACGCUGGCUCUGCUGACAUCCAGGACUUGGAGAAGUGGCUGGCCAGGAUUGCCUGAGGAGCAUCGCUGGCCAUAGACCUUGGUCAUGUGAGCCUGACUCGCAGUUUGGGAAGGGCUGUGGUGAUACGGAUUGAUAAAGAGGGGACGUGUCACUGUAGCAUUUCUUGAGUUCUUGAAGCAAUUAUACCAGCUUGAGAGUUUCCCUCCCCAUCAGUCCUUUUUCAGGUAGUCCUUUUCACUUAGUUCCCGUAUCCUCCCUUUGUUAGGUGUAGCAUUGCAGCAGUGUGAGACAUAACGGAGAGGGCAUCACCAUGAGAGUAGGGUAUCAUCUGAGAAGUCCCUGUCUCCUGCCUCUCUGCAUUGGUCCCUUUUCCUGGGACCAGAUCUGUCUAUUUAUGGAAUAAGUUAAUUUCCAGUUCCUUCUGAUAUUUUGGCAUAAUACAUUAUCAGUUCUUGGUGAAGUCUGUGAUGUGAAGACAGCUUUAAAACCACAGGGUACAGCUGACAGUGUGUUCUUCAUGGGCUCAAUGACCUGUCUCUACCUUAGGUUCAAAAGCUGCUGGAACCUGCAAGAGUCACCCUCACAUGGUGGCUCUAAGAACCAAAUCCCCAGACACUCAUGGUGUGUGAUUUUUAGAGGUUCCACUGGGGAAAGCUGGAGACAGCACACUGCUGCCAUGGGCAUGUGUGAGCCCAGGCUGUCACUACUUGUUCAGCUCCUGUUGUGACACUCCAGCUAGAGUGCUGUGGCACAAUACACUGAAGAUGUCCACUGUGCAGUUUAAAUAUGUAUUUGUUCAUGCUUUAGAAAAGUGUUGCCUUUUUAAAGUGAUGCUGUUGUCAACA